AUGACCCAGGACGAGCUUAGGAUACAGAAGAACGAGAGAAAGGUCGAUAUGGGCCAAGGGGGUUGGUACGUGGAAUGGCCAACUCCAAAGGGGCUCAUCAGGCAAGAGGUGCCGCGGUACGGCAUACACGACAGGACCAUGGCCUAUCCUCAGGUCGCCAUGGCGCUUCUCACGAACCGUAUCUCAAUCAACCAACCUGGCCAGAGCGUCGCCCUGGGCACUGCUCUGGAUGUGGUCGGGUCGGUCAUGAACCAUUCUUGCAACCCGAACGUUUGCCUCUUUUUCGAGGGCAAAGAGCUGCGAGUCAGGUCGUUGAGGACGAUCGAGCCUGGGGAAGAGAUUAUGCACUGCUAUACAGAUGUGCAAUGUGACGUUCUCCUCAGGCAGCGGCGGCUCGAAGAAGACUACUUCUUCGUCUGCUCCUGUCAGAGAUGCUGCCAGGAACUCGAAACCCAUCGACUAAGGACCUCUGACGACAAUGACAGUUUGGAGGAAAUUCGGAAGAAACAGGAUGAGCUGUUCACACUGAUGAAUAAUGUCGUGGUCGAAGCCAGCGCCUCGCUGGGCUCUGUUGACGUCGGUUCGCAGCUGACAGCAGCGCGUAGUCUCGCCGAUGCAGCUUUUCAGGAAGGCCAGUGGCCUGACGACUUGGAGCCGAUGCCGUCACUGCUGAAGACCCUCGGGAGAAUCUGGCAAGCUCAAGGCCAACCCUUGGAAGGCAUCAAGAGCAGUCUGAGAGGCAGCGGAAAUGCCACGUAUCGGCUCGGGCCAAGAUGGUGCGACGAUCUCUUCGAGUUGAUACAGGUCUUCACGCGCGUCGUAGUCCUCCAGACGGACAGCCCGGCCUUCGAGGACAUGACAUUUCCAAGAAGCGCUGAGCUGUGGGAUCUCUUUCACGGAUACUUACAUGAGCUGUGCCUGUUGGCGGAGAGUGUUUACGGCCUAGACACGUGUUAUGCUCGCGCAAUCAGGAGCUGGCAUGACAAUACACUGGAGUUCGCCGAAGAUCCCCUGCCGGGUACACCUGAGUUCCAGCGGCGCUUCAGAGCCUCGCAUGCGAAGCUCUUGACGUGGGCCGGCGUCGACAGCGGCCGGUGGAUUGUCGACCAAGGCUAA
This is a messenger RNA of Anthostomella pinea, 1116 nucleotides long. Lineage: Eukaryota; Fungi; Ascomycota; Sordariomycetes; Xylariales; Xylariaceae. The record is from the annotation of a GenBank genome assembly.